Molecule: messenger RNA, 507 nt
Organism: [Torrubiella] hemipterigena
Lineage: Eukaryota; Fungi; Ascomycota; Sordariomycetes; Hypocreales; Clavicipitaceae
Source: the annotation of a GenBank genome assembly
AUGUCUACCACCGACUUCACUCUCGGCCAGGCCAAGUCCGCCCUUGCUGCCCUUGAGGCUAUCCUCAAGAAGGGCGAGGCUUCCCCCAACGGUGCCUCUCUCCCCGACGCCCGCAUUGUCGACGACAUGCUUCCCUUGAGCUUCCAGGUCCACGUUGUCACCGACACCGCCAGCAAGCUCGUUGCCCGCCUCACCGGUGUUGACCCCACCCCCUUCGAGAACAACCUCAAGACCUUUGCCGACUUCUACAAGCGCAUUGAGACCGUAAACGCCAUCCUUGCUGGUGCUGAUGCCGCCGCUGUUGAGGCUGGCGCUACCCGUACCGUCACUUUCGGCAUGGGCCCCGGCAAGAGCGUCGAGACUCUUGGCAAGAACUUCGUUCUCGGCUACGCCCUUCCCAACAUCUUCUUCCACACUGCCACCGCCUACAACAUCAUCCGCAAGAACGGUGUUGAUGUUGGCAAGAUGGACUACCUCACUCCUUUCAUUGGUCCUUACAUGUCUUAA